Molecule: messenger RNA, 4099 nt
Organism: Dimorphilus gyrociliatus
Lineage: Eukaryota; Metazoa; Annelida; Polychaeta; Dinophilidae
Source: the annotation of a GenBank genome assembly
AAUGCAAAUCUCUGGCAAGAGCAGAUACUUUCACACCAAGCUCGGAUUUAAGAGUGAAGAGCAGUUACCAGUUUAUAUCCUGGCAGCCAUCUUGCGUGAAAAUGAGUGUGUUGAUAGAAUGAGCGGAUUUGUAAAUUAUCCAAUAAAAAUGGCAGAUAAUCGACUAGUUUUUAAUCAGAGUGUCGAUCAGCAGCCAACAUUGGUUCGUGUCAUACAAGCUCCGAUACGAACCCAACCCACACAGCAAAUCCAAAAUAUUACGGUGUUAAAGCAGCCUCAAGCAACUCCUGUUUACCAACCAAGAAUGGUCCAAGUUCAAGGAUUGCGAACUGGAUCUCCAACAAUCAUUCACAAUGCUUCACAUCCCGUUCUGACUCUAUCUGCUCAGGCAUCACCUACAUCAAAUGUUUAUGUGGUUCGGAAUACAACAAAUUCGCCUAAACCGGUAACGAUUAGUCAUGUACAAUCGGCACCGAGCUUGCUUACUAGUCAACAAGCUGUUCAGGCUACAGACAAAAAGCCUAUGAUAAUUCAAGUUAUGCCAAAGUCCACCGAGGAGGUUGUCGAAGAAGACGAAGGAGAAAUCCUUCAUCAAGCCGAAACCUACUCAAUUUACAAACCGGCAAAAAUUCGGCGAGGAGUUUCUCAUCCUGAUGUUGUCGUUGAAUCUGCUUCUUUAGCCAGUGUACUGCCACCUGAUCCAGAUUUUCAAAUGAAAUUGCCUUUGGAAAUAACAGAUGAGGGUCAUUUAUCAGCGAUUCAGUACGAGACUGUUCUCUAUGCUUGCCAAAGACACGAACAAUUGCUACCUGAUGGAAAUCGAGCAGGAUUCCUUGUUGGAGAUGGUGCCGGUGUAGGAAAAGGAAGAACAAUUGCCGGGAUAAUAUAUGAAAAUUAUUUGAGAAAGAGGAAAAGGGUACUCUGGUUGAGCGUUUCAAAUGAUUUAAAACUAGAUGCCGAAAGGGAUCUAAGGGAUGUUGGUGCUGGACAUAUUCCUGUGUAUAGCUUAAAUAAAUUAAAGUACAAGAAAAUUUCAUCGUCCGAGAAUGGAAGUAUUAAGAAAGGUGUUAUUUUUGCAACAUACACCUCACUCGUUAGCAAAAGUAGUAGUGGGGCCCAAGAAGGACGAUACAAUUCAAGAUACAAGCAACUACUGCAUUGGUUAAAAGACAAGGAAGGUUUGAUAGUCUUCGAUGAGUGUCAUCGAGCAAAAAAUCUUCGACCAGCGGGCACUGGAAAGUCGACAAAGACUGGUCAGGCCGUACAAGGUCUACAGACAUAUCUCAAUGAUGCUCGUAUAGUAUACGCUUCUGCUACUGGAGCAACAGAGCCAGCACACAUGGCGUAUAUGGUUCGAUUAGGCUUAUGGGGUGAAGGAACUCCUUUUCUUGAAUUUUCAGAAUUUAUAUCAACUGUGAAUGCUCGUGGAGUAGCCGCCAUGGAAUUAGUUGCCAUGGAUAUGAAAUUGAGAGGUCUAUACAUUGCUAGGCAAUUAAGUUUCCAUGGAGUAACCUUCCAUGUUCAAGAUGUAACACCUCCUGAGAAAUUUUUAGAAGUAUACGAUAAAGCCUGUAUCCUAUGGCAUAAAGUUAUUAGGUAUUUUCAAACGGCUUUGUCAAAGUUACCCAAUAUUUCCAAGAAUGUUAUGUCACAAGUUUGGUCGGCCCAACAGCGUUUCUUUCGCAGUCUUUGCAUAUCGGCUAAACUUGGUAGAUGUGCUGAAAUGGUGGAAGUUGCUCUGAGAUCCGGAAAAUGCGUUGUUAUUGGUCUUCAAUCAACUGGUGAAUCACAGUUGAGAGAUGAAUUAGAAGACGGAGGAAACAUUGAUCAGGAUCAAUUGUCUUCAGCCACAAAGCAUAUCUUAGAUUCAUUAGUUAGGAAACAUUUCCCUACAGGCGGUGGAUUUCCCUCUUUUAUUCGAGAUAAUUCACCAUCACCUAGUCCGUCUCCACCUCCACCCAAACGAAAAAAAUACGAAAGUGAGGAGUCUUCUUCGGAUUCCGAAGAUUCUGGAUCUAGUUCGGAUGAAAAUCCGUUUUUGGCAAGUGAUGAUGAAGAUCCUUGGUUAAGAGAAAAGAAAUCAAGGAAGAAGAAGAAGCCUCCAAAAGUUUCUUCUUUGACAAAUGGUGAUUUAGAUGAAGACGAGGAGACAAAAACUAACCGCAUUGUCGAAUCAAUUAUUUGCUCUGAUAAAUUAAAAGAAUUCUCUGAUGGGAAUACCACCGAUGAAGAUCUUAAAUUAAAGAAAAUGAAAAUUGAAUUACUACAAGAAAUUGAAGAUUUGGGUAAAAUAUUACCGGGAAACCCUUUAGAUGAUUUAAUCGAUCGUUUAGGUGGACCAGAUAGGGUAGCUGAAAUGACAGGUCGAAAAAUGCGCAUGGUAUGUAACGACAUGGGAAAAUAUGAUAUUGAACAAAGACGAUGCGACAAUCAGCCUAUUGAGAUGACAAAUAUCAUGGAAAAAGGGGCAUUUAUGGAUGCUGAUAAAAAGAUUGCGAUAAUUUCUGAUGCUGCCAGUUCGGGAAUAUCCUUACACGCCGAUAGAAGAGCUAUCAACCAAAGUAAAAGGGUUCAUAUAACGCUUGAAUUGCCCUGGUCAGCCGAUAGAGCUAUUCAGCAGUUUGGUCGAACACAUCGAUCAAAUCAAGUGUCUGCUCCCGAAUAUCACUUUUUGAUUUCGACAUUUGGUGGUGAAAGGCGUUUUGCCGCAACUGUUGCUAAGAGGUUAGAGAGUUUAGGUGCUUUAACACAUGGAGACCGUCGUGCCACUGAGACAAGAGACCUCAGUCAGUUUAACAUCGAUACAAAAUAUGGAAGAGUUGCAUUAGAAAGAAUGCUUAAAGGCCUUACUAAUUGCGGCCCUCUUCUCCCACCACCCCCAGAGGCUGGUCAGGAUUUUGUAAGCAGGGCUCAAAAGGCAUUAAAGGCUGUUAACAUUUUAGAAAGUUACAAUGACGUUUAUAACAUCGAGAGAGAUUCACUAACAAUUGGAAAGUUUUUGAAUCGUAUUUUAUGUAUACCAACUCGCUUGCAAAAUGCUAUCUUCAAGUAUUUUACAGAUUAUUUGAACACAGCCAUCAAAGAAGCAAAAAAGUUUGGUAGUUUUGAUGAAGGCAUAUUAGAUUUGACUUCUGGAGCUGAGUUAGCUAAGGAGAUAAAUAUUAACACAUUUGAAAGCAGUAUGGGGGGUUCCAGUAAAACUCAAUUGGCUUUAUAUCAAUUAGCAAUAGAUAGGGGUAUGUCUUAUGCCGAUGCUUUACAUCAGUGGAGACAACACGACGGAGAAAGCGAUGGAUUUUAUAGAGCUAAGACAGGCUCAACCAGGCUGAUUCAAUUGGCGAUUAAAUAUUCUAAACCCCAAGCUGCUGGGUAUUUUCGAUACAAGAAAAGUAACAAGCAAGAUGAACAAUUGUACAAAGUUUAUACACCUCAUACCGGUAGACAACCUCGAUUAACCACCUUUGACAAACUUCAAAAGAAAUUCGAAAAGAUUGACACGGGAGAAGCAGGAGCUCUGUGGAAGAAGCAACAUUCAUUCACUGAAACUGGGUGUCUUCAUAAAUAUCUUAAAAAAACUUGUCACUCGGAAAACUGUUCUCUUGGAAUUAGAAAUCAAAUUUAUCAUAUUCUAGCCGGAAGUUUACUGUCCGUCUGGGACAAAGUGGAAAGGAUAUUACAGAUGACAAGAAGCGGCGUGCAUGAGCGUAUGCAGAUUGUCAGAGUGAGCACAGAGGAUGGUAGAAGAAUAGUUGGAGUUGUUAUUCCGAAGAAUUCCGUGCAGCUACUUGAGGAAGUUUUUUCAGGCAAAAAAGAUUUAUACAGUGGAUCUGCUCCCUCAAAUACUACAAAUACCUUCCAGCAGGUUAAUGCUGAAAAAUCAAACUUUAAAAGAAUGUUUGCCACUACAAAAGAUAUACGACCAAUUACUUCUCUUCAACAAGACAAAGAACAACCUGUUGAAAAGGAAAAAGCAACCACUCAAUCUGUUCCAGUUGCUGAAGAGAAAGUUGAGGCUGCUCCGGAACCAGAACGAACUGUUCUUCCUGACGAAGACGAAACGUUUCCAGAGGAAAGCUACGAAGAUAUGCCGACAUUUUGA